UGGUAAGGGGCAGCCUGGGAGGGGCAGCUCAGUCUGGCCCUCUGCUGUUUGGGUCAGACCUGCUGAUGCACAGAAGGAGGCACUUCCAGCCCUGUGACAGUCACUGCUGUGCUGAGCCACUGCUGCUGAUGGGAGAGGGUUUUAUCAAUCCCUCAGGUGUGAUGGGGAGGAAAGGUUGACAGCCACCCUCCAAGCACACCUUUACUCUGGUUUGCCCACCUGUGACUGAGCCGACAGCUAACAGAUGAUUUCUGUCUCUCCAUCUAAACAAACCCACCUCGGGCACCUGUUGACGACAAUAGCAGCGGACAAUCUGUUAAUGUCACCAAGACCCACUUGCUCUUUUUCCUCCUUUGUGGGGCUCACCAAACAUCAAACAAUUGGAGGAAUAAAGUGACUGAGGAAGGAUUUAUGAUCAGCAACUUAAGUUGAUCAAGACACACGUGGUGAUUAUGGGCAAGAAACUUAACAUCCCCAAGUCUCAGUUUCCCAUUGGAUUGUUGUGAGCGUAAAUGAGAUCAACAGUGAAAAGUUCAGUCCAUAGCACAUAAGUCAGAGAAUACUCAGCACGUGCUCAGAGAAGGUUAACUCUCAUUACUAAGGAUUUCACGGUGGACCAUGACCUUGAACCCCUCCAGGAGAGGCCUUCUAAUGCUACUGAUGGUCUUGGGCCUGACCCACGGUGACCCCAUAAAGUCCUCUCAGGGCACGCUGGUGACCUGCACGUGUGAGAACCUACAUUGCAAGGGGCCUACCUGCCAGGGGGCCUGGUGCAUUGUAGUGCUGGUGCGGGAGGAGGGCAAGCACCCCCAGGAACAUCGGGGCUGCGGGAACCUUAACCAGGAGCUUUGCAGGGGGCGCCCCACGGAGUUUGUCAACCACUACUGCUGCAACAGCUUCCUCUGCAACCACAAUGUGUCCCUGGUGCUGAAGGCCACACCAACUCCGAAGCAGCCGCAAGGAGAUGGCCAGCUGCCUCUGAUCCUGGGCCCUGUGCUGGCCUUGCUGGCCCUGGUGGCCCUGGGUGUCCUGGGCCUGUGGCAUGUCCGGCGGAAGCAGGAGAAGCAGCGGGGCCUGCACAGCGAGCUGGGAGAGUCCAGCCUCAUCCUGAAGGCAUCUGAGCAGGGGGACAGCAUGUUGGGGGACCUUCUGGACAGCGACUGUACCACAGGCAGUGGCUCGGGGCUCCCCUUCCUUGUGCAGAGGACAGUGGCACGACAGGUUGCCCUGGUGGAGUGUGUGGGAAAGGGCCGCUAUGGCGAGGUGUGGCGAGGCUUGUGGCACGGUGAGAGUGUGGCCGUCAAGAUCUUCUCCUCGAGGGAUGAGCAGUCCUGGUUCCGGGAGACUGAGAUCUACAACACAGUACUGCUCAGACACGACAACAUCCUAGGGUUUAUCGCCUCGGACAUGACUUCGCGCAACUCGAGCACGCAGCUGUGGCUCAUCACACACUUCCACGAACAUGGCUCGCUCUACGACUUUCUGCAGAGACAGCCGCUGGAGCCCCAGCUGGCCCUGAGGCUAGCCGUGUCCGCGGCCUGUGGCCUGGCGCACCUGCACGUGGAGAUUUUCGGCACACAGGGCAAACCGGCCAUUGCCCACCGAGACCUCAAGAGCCGGAAUGUGCUGGUCAAGAGCAACCUGCAGUGUUGCAUCGCAGACCUGGGCCUGGCUGUGAUGCACUCCCAGGGAAGUGACUACCUGGACAUUGGCAACAACCCUCGAGUGGGCACCAAGCGGUACAUGGCCCCGGAGGUGCUGGAUGAGCAGAUCCGGACCGACUGCUUCGAGUCCUACAAAUGGACGGACAUCUGGGCCUUCGGCCUGGUGCUCUGGGAGAUCGUCCGCCGGACCAUUGUCAAUGGCAUAGUGGAAGACUACAGGCCACCCUUCUAUGAUGUGGUGCCCAAUGACCCCAGCUUUGAGGACAUGAAGAAGGUGGUGUGUGUUGACCAGCAGACGCCCACCAUCCCUAACCGGCUGGCUGCAGACCCGGUCCUCUCAGGCCUGGCUCAGAUGAUGAGGGAAUGCUGGUACCCCAACCCCUCUGCCCGUCUCACUGCACUACGGAUCAAGAAGACACUGCAGAAACUCAGCAACAGCCUGGAGAAGCCCAAAGUAAUUCACUAGCAACCAGCCUGAUGCCUGACUUCCCUCUGCCAGCACUGUGUGUGAGGGUGGGUGGUGGAUGGUGGCCUAUCUGGGUGGAGGUAGUGUGAGUGUGUGCAGGAGAGGGGGGUGCCCCUCUAGGGGAAGGCUGUGCCUGCCCAGCUCGGCCCCCUAGCCCAUCCAGCCAAAAAUACAGCUGGGCUGAAACCCGAUCUCCCGCCGUCUGGCCUGCUCAGAGGAGCAGGCUCCCUGACGCCUGGCUCCUACCCCACCCUCAUGGCCUGGGCGCACCCCCUGUUACCCCAGGACAGGAUGCAAAGGAGGCCCCAGAGCCAAGAUGGCCAAGCCAUGGAAUCCCAGUCUCUUGGGCCCAGAGCCUGGGCCUGCACUCUAACCCCUGCCCUUGGUCAACCCCACUGCCCAACCACAGCUGCCAGGUGGCACAGGGCCUCGUCCAGCCUUCAGGAGACACCCUGCUCUGCUCAGCCUCAGCCUCUGGCCUCAACACCCGGGGCCUAUCAGUUUUUCCCUGUGGGUUUGUAUCUCAGCCCCAUGACGCCUUGGGCCUCAGUCUCCUGGACAAGACCCCUGCGAGCUGACUGCCAGCUGCCUGGGAGAGCUGGGGCCUGAUCCUGGGCCCCUCCUCCUACCCUCACCCUAGCUAACUUACUGGGGUGUUAUGCCAAAGGAGUCUUGCUGUGGGGGUGGCAGUGUCAUGGGCCAGUGCAGAGGUGACAGGUCAGAUGGGGAAGGCCCAGGACUUUCAGAAUAACUGAGGGGACAUCGAGGCCCAGCGUGGCUGGGGAAAGGCUUAGCUGGAAGUCAGAGACCCAGGCUCGAGUCCCAGAUGCUGCUCUAAGUGGUAAGAAUGAGGCCUUCCCUGAGUCAGGACCUCUGUUUCGUCAUCUACACAUUGAAAGAUUUAGUCUUGAUGUCCUUUGAGGUUUUUUUCAGCUCUAAGUUUCUUUGAAAUUUCCGCUUGUGUCAGGGCUCAGUUCAUCAGUGUCUUCUACUCCUUAUGCUUCAGCCUCUGGCAAUUCGCCUCCAGAUGAGGACUUGAAAAUAACUUCAUCUGAGGCCAGGAGUGUCUGAGAUGCCUCCUCGUCUAAUUCUGCAGGCUCCAGUUCCUGCCUAAUUCCAUGUCAGUGGCCCUCCUUGGGCUCAAACAGUCCCCGGCCUCUGACAGGCAAGCCAGCCCUCACUCCUUCUGUGGCUUUGCCUUCUCUGCCCAGGGCUGAGAGGGACUGAAAGCUGGCUUCCUGCAGGGCCUCCAAGGCUCAGAAGAAAUUUGGCUCCAGCCAGUAAACCUCCAGCACCCAGGUUCCCGCUCCCACUGGCCCCUGGCCCAGGCCCACACCCUUGGCUGGGCCCCAGGGAGUGUGUGUCUAGAAAGAACCUGGUGGCUAUAGAGAAAGACACAGAAAGUUCUGCAUUUGAAAGUCAAGGGUGUGUGUCCAUGCACUGAGGAGGGGACCCUGAACCCUGGGCAGGUGGAUGGGCUGGGGGGGCAGUGGGUUGGAGGUAGAACCUGAGGUGUUGGGGGUUGGGGCUCAGGCCAAGGACAAGCACAGCCCCAAGCUUGGGAGACCUGACCUCAUAGCCCUCAGCCCUUGGGGCAGGGUGGAGAGAGACCCUUGGUUCUUCAAAGCAGGUAAAAAUAAAAAAAACCAUAACCUCC
Messenger RNA from Rhinolophus ferrumequinum (greater horseshoe bat), 3787 nucleotides. It is a transcript of the gene ACVRL1, whose product is annotated as activin A receptor like type 1. Gene Ontology annotation, cellular component: BMP receptor complex; plasma membrane. The coding region runs from base 619 to 2130 and encodes 503 amino acids. The record is from RefSeq and is a predicted model, not a curated record. NCBI's taxonomy places the organism in Eukaryota, Metazoa, Chordata, Mammalia, Chiroptera, Rhinolophidae. Gene Ontology annotation, molecular function: SMAD binding; ATP binding; transforming growth factor beta receptor activity, type I. Gene Ontology annotation, biological process: cellular response to growth factor stimulus; angiogenesis; transforming growth factor beta receptor signaling pathway. The transcript is spliced from 10 exons.